Messenger RNA from Bombus terrestris (buff-tailed bumblebee), 2512 nucleotides. Its product is annotated as clotting factor G beta subunit. Gene Ontology annotation, biological process: proteolysis. The transcript has 5 exons. Lineage: Eukaryota; Metazoa; Arthropoda; Insecta; Hymenoptera; Apidae. Gene Ontology annotation, molecular function: serine-type endopeptidase activity. The record is from RefSeq and is a predicted model, not a curated record. Bases 196 to 1086 code for a protein of 296 amino acids.
UCGGCUGCUCGAUGUUCGAGCCUCCGAAAGGCGGGUGACGAGCAAAGGGGUGGUGGAAGGCGAGACAAAGAACGAAACUGAACGACGAGAAAGAUGCAAUCGUAACGAACCACGUAUAAAGAAGCCCCGAUACCCGGACACUGCGACACUUUUUCAUUGUGCACCGGCAAACGAUCACCGAAAAUCGCAACAGACAUGGUCCCGCGCAACGUUUCCGUCAUUUUUUCCUCUCUCGUGUUUCUCGUCGCCGUUGUCCACUGUAUCUCCAAGGAAUACAAUAAUUUCGCCGAUGUCCCUUGCGGUCAAGGAAACAUUGCCACACGUACGGCGAGACUCGUUGGAGGACAAAAUGCAAUUCCUCACGAAUUCCCUUGGAUGGUGAGCAUAAGCAGAAAAGGCGGACACUUUUGCGGCGGUACCAUACUUAAUUCAAGAUUCGUCCUGACUGCAGCCCAUUGCCUGUGUUCAGGGAGUUCUAUAAUCCCCACCGGUCAAUUACGGAUCAGCCUCGGCGAGUACAAUCUGAAGGGGCCGGAAGUGCCAGCGUCGAAGGAAGAGAGAGUGACGAACGUUAUCCUGCACUCUGGCCACAAGUGCGGAAAAUACGUGGACGAUAUUGCCCUUCUGGAACUUGCAAGGCCAAUCGCUUGGUCGGAGAGCGUGAAACCCGCCUGUUUACCUGUGGCCACAGGGAAACCAGGGUAUAGCGCCUUCGGCGGGGAACUCGCCAAGGCUGCUGGAUGGGGUUGGUUCGGCGAAGACAGGUCCAAAUAUAAACGAGCGGACGUGUUGCAGAAAGUGGAGGUUCGCGUGAUCGAGAACAACGUAUGUCGCGAAUGGUACGCGAGUCAGGGAAAGUCGACCCGCGUCGAGUCGAAGCAAAUGUGCGCCGGCCACGAAGAAGGUGGCCGCGACUCUUGCUGGGCUGAUAGUGGUGGACCUUUGAUGAUCGGAAGUCAAGCCGAUGGUAACAUAAUGGUGGUGGGGGUGGUCUCAUCAGGAGUGGGUUGCGCUCGACCACGACUUCCAGGUGUAUACACUAGAGUCUCGGAAUACAUACCCUGGAUCACGCAACACGUACGAUGAAACGAAACUCGAAGCUUUCCAUUCGCUUCACUUUCCGCGCAAUGGUCUGUAUAGACUUCGAAACGCAUUUUCUCUUCGUGUAUUUAAAGAGAAAGAUCGAAGUAGCAUAAGAAGAUCGAUCUUGUCAAAUAUGUAACGUAUUCUUUUCGUUGAAGAAAUUUCGAAGCUAGAAACCGAUGCUUGAAUUAGUCUUAAUGGAGAUUCUUAAAUUAUUAAAAACUUACUUUAAAAGAUAGAUGUAGAAAACUAAUAUAAAGUAUAAGACGUGAUUUGUAAUACAAAUUUCGUUGAUCGCAACAAGACUAUAUAGAUUUAUAGAAUAAAGUUAUUAAUUAAAUUUAGCGAAGCCAUUGUUGUAAGCAUAAAUAAUUUAUGAAAUUCGUCUCUUUAUCUAGUCAAUACUUGUAUUGCAAUUAUAUCAGAUAAGAUAUUAUAUAUUAUAAUCAAACUGCCACGAAAGUAUUGUAAUUUAAUAAUAUAAUUAACACGUAAUUAUAUACAAAAUUUACAUUUUAAUACGAAUUGAUCCAUCGAAUACAUCAUAAUACAUAUCACAAAUUAUAUUCUUCUUUGUUUCCUUGGUCUUUGAGGGUUCCACGAUACUCUAGUGUCGUCUGUGAUAGAAACAACUUGUAGGUUUGAUAGCUGAAGACCUUUUAUAGCACCCUGAAUGGAUGUAAAAAUAGUCAUUGAAAGAAUAUACACGCAAAAUGUUCAAAAAAUUUGAGAUAGGCCAUUUUACUUUUUUUGAAGGAUACUAUACGUUGUUAAAGGUUGACCCUACCUUUUUAAAAUAUUUUGUAUAUUUUGACAAAAAGAUUUAACUUAUGCAUUUCACCUACCAUUCUGCCGGGUCCAAUUCCCUGUACUCUCAAUCUGACUAUCUUGAUACCACUUUUAAGAAUACGCUAUGAAAAUAUACAGCACGUUAAAAGAACAUAAAAAGUUACGAAAAUUUGAGUAAACAUAUCAAGAAAUUUUUCUUACUGUUCCAAAUGUAAUUGCAGCUUGUUGCGCUGCAAUGUUAGUACCCUUCUUUGUAUUUUUAAAACCUUCUAUUCCAGCCGAAUGUAACAUCUUUCCCAUUCCUAUAAAAAUAUCACUGAUUACGAUAGAAUUAUACAAAUGAUAUCAAUGAAACAAUAUUUCUAUAAUAAAACUUUCCUUUAUGAUCAGUAAGUGACAUUAUUGUGUUGUUAGGAGUUGACUUAACAUUAAUAAUAUGUAAGUGAUCGUAUUUUAUACCAUCAAAGAGCUCAUACGGCGUAGAAGCAUUAGGAAAUAAUUUCCUGAAAUAGACAUUUUGUAAACAUUAUAUUAGACUAAUAUGCGUAGCUAUCUACAAGAAGAUACAACAUAUUACACAAAGCUAUGAUGUAAAUGUGAUGCUCGUGCAGUAUGAAAUUAAAUAUUUACGAUUCAUUUA